CCGAUGAAGUAACUACGGAUGACUAUUCCUUAGGACCUUAUACAAAUAUUAGACCUACUUAUCCCUCAUCUGAUUAUCCUUUACCAUCUUCAUGGCCUUCUCCUAUUAAUGAACAAUUAUCUCAUUAUCAUCAUCGUUAUACAGGAAAUCAGGUUUUAAAUCGAUAUCCACAUCUAAAUACCCUCAUCAAUGGCGCUGGAACGGAAGUAUUAAUGGAACCAAAACAACGAGGUUUUUAUUAUCAAGACAAUAAAACUACAAGAGAGCCAGCUUUAUUACAACGCUACGCUAAGCAAGACGUACUAAUUCAAACUUCUUUAAUGCGUAAGAGAAAAAAGACUUUUAGUAACGAUCCUGAUUUCUCUUAUGAUCUUUCAACAAUACCUGCUCCAAUUAAAAAACCAAAAAUUCCUCAUCGACAUGGUGAAUUUAAUCAAAGGCGUGAUGAUAUCAUUAGUAGAAUGAGAACAAUUAUGAUGGCAGAUCUCGAACAAAAAGCACAACGAUUACCGAGUAAUUUUACAUUGAGAAUCGAAAAAGCCACAUUAGCAUCUAAUGUUCAUGCAAAUAAUCUAAGCAUAGAAGAAGCUGGUAAACUAUUAAUGCCCGCAUUACGUAUCCUGACAGAACAUUCAAAUAUGAAACCUCAUUUGGAUAAUGGUAUGAAUCAGAAUGGCAUUUAUUAUAAUGAUGAUUAUUUUCGACUUUAUUUGGCCUUUGUACAAUUUCAAAAUAUAUUUGCUGAGUUGUUUCCUAACGAAGUUGUAAAGACAAAUGCGUCAUCUACCUCUGUGGAUGAUAUAAACAAUAUACCUUCACCAAGUUCGACAGUAGAAAGAGACAGAGAUAGAGAGCGUAAUGCAAAAAUGAAAGCAUAUCGUAGUUGGAUUGAGCCUUAUUUAACAGAAACGAAUUGGGCUGCAUUCCGAAGAAAUAUCAUGGUUGGCGAACGUAUCAUGCAGCUUACGCAAGUUGUUGGAGAAGGAAUAUUAUUGAUGACAAAAGAAUUGAGUGGUUCCAAGUUACAUUUAACAUUUACGAAUAAUGAGUGGGAUGAGUUUAUUCAAGGACUUGAUCAAGGCUUGUGGGAUGAUACUAUCGACUGGAGUCAUGAUGAAGAUGAUCUAAACGAAGAGGCUCGAAAGCAAGCAGCUGGCAAUGGCUCAAUAUUGGUGAAUGAGUUAAGACUCAAAUUUGCUUCUCAUUUUUGGUUUACAGAAAAUGGAAGACUCGUACCUUCAUCCGAAAGAAAAGCACUUAGAGCAAAAGAACGCCAUAAUAAUAGCAACUUGGGCAAAUAAUUCCUUCUUUCAUCGUCUGUUUUGCAUAUUUUGUAUAAUUUCAUUGUAAUUAUAAUUUCCUUUUCUUUUUCUUUUUCUUUUUUUUUUUU
Molecule: messenger RNA, 1390 nt
Organism: Cokeromyces recurvatus
Lineage: Eukaryota; Fungi; Mucoromycota; Mucoromycetes; Mucorales; Mucoraceae
Exons: 2
Coding region: 213-1301 (362 amino acids)
Source: RefSeq, a predicted model, not a curated record